Cooperia oncophora is the source of this 474-nucleotide messenger RNA. NCBI's taxonomy places the organism in Eukaryota, Metazoa, Nematoda, Chromadorea, Rhabditida, Trichostrongylidae. The record is from the annotation of a GenBank genome assembly.
AUGUUUCUAUGGCAGUUUCAGAGAAGACAGUGGGAGGCAGCCAGAUUGAGCGAGGAAGUAGAUCUGUCAGAAGAACUCGAUCCUGCUCCAUUUCAUCUCGUGAAGAAGACAUCUCUUUACAAGGUCCACUCGAUCUUCUCGAUGUUGCAACUCAGCAUAGCGUAUGUCACUGAAGGAGGCCGACUGAUUGGUGUUGUCGCACUGAGUGACGUACGCCGAGAACUUGAGCGUUCACAGGAGCGAGCUCACAGAGGAAGAGUCUUGGCGUCUCAUGUCCCAUCCUCGAAAGAAAGAAUUCGCAAACCUCCAAAGAAAGUUUCUACGGUUGUUGACAUUCUUACACCGACGCUCGAGGUUUGUACUUCAAACUUUUUCGCCUAUCCAACGGUAAUGUUUGCUACUGCGUUGGCAUCGAGUCCCGUUCUUUGCAUGAGUCAUAAGCACGAAGAAUGUAUAGCAAGACCGCGACAAUGA